UUUGCAAACAUGUUGACCCUGUAUACGUUCUUAGGGGCAGAGCUUGCAUAGUCUGUAAUGGUCAAAAGGGCUAGCAGCAAGUGAUGCAUCUAAUUUUGGACAAUUAAUAUGUACUUAUGGACUCUCCUGUCUGUGUUCUAGCUUUUUUGUCUGCUAUUUUCUGAAAUCUCAAUAUAAUUACAUGAAAACACAUCAACCACAACAUUCGUUAAUUUCCCCCAGGAACAGCAUAAUUACAUUUCUCCAGCUCCAUCCCUUAGUGGUUAUAAUGGAAAAGUGUUAACAAGAAUGCUUUGUUAUAGUUUUAACUACCAAAUUUGUGGGGGAAAAGAUAUGUGCCUUCAUCUAGUAUGAAGGUAGUUUGAGUCAAUGCAAACUAUUGUAGAGCAUUUAUUUAACUUCUGUGUGCUAUUGCAAGUUAGGGACUGUGCAACAGUUUGCCGACUGCAUGCACACAUUAAUUGGUAUCCACAACCUCUGAAUCUGCGGGGGUAGAUAGAAGGCUUUAUUGUUCAAAUCCUGUCCCUGUAAGGUACUGUAGGACAAUCUGAUCCUUCGUGUAUGGUUGGGGCCAUUUCUACCAUGAGCUGUGAGGACAGUAGCUCAACUAGCUGUCAGUAGGGCUGCACAAUUAAACGAAAUGUAAUCGAAAUUGCGAUAUUGACAUGUGCUAUAUCCAAAUAGCCAACAUAAGCGGAGCCGGGAUAGAAGAGCCAAUGUCUCUUACCCCUUGUUAAAUAGCGUAGUGGUUAGAGACGCGGACUUCGGAAACUCAGGUGCCGCGUUUGACUCCUGUCAGUCAGAACACAUUGUGCCUUAAUUAGGAACUGUUCAGGACAGACAGAAACAUCGAUGGUUACAACCAUCUAGGAAGCCUAAAAUAAAACAAUUCUGGUGGAUAUUAGGAUUUGAUCAGUAUAGACAAACACUUCGUUGGCUACACUCUCUCGUCUUUUCACUUGACGAAAAAGCCAGUUAUCGACACCUAUAUAUUGAGUUGUUGUGUGGUUGCGGCAAACUUAACAAGAAACGUUACUCCGUUUAACACAAUGCUUAAUGGUGUCUAGAUAAACAUUCAAACUGCGCGAUGUUACUGAGUGACAAAACUAUGUAAUGUCAAGUCCAAAAGUGGUGGGGCAAAAUUUGGGACAUCGGGGCAUUUCUCGGGGACCAGACCAUUUUGCCUCAACUUUUGAGGUAAACUCGUGUCCUACUUAUAUGCUUAGCUGACGAAAGAUAAUUGUAAUAAUUUACAUUUGAGUAACUCAGUAGACACUUAUCCAGAUUGACAAGGUAUACAGAAUGUUGUAUAUCCGAUUAUUAAAUUGGUCAACAACUUCAAAAAGGUGUUUAUAAAAUGAUAUUCCCAUUCCAUACAUCAGAUUAUAUUGAAUCACGUCACUAUAUAUUGUACUUACUCUUUCCAACUAUAUCGCUAGGUGGCUGUCUACGAACGACAGUUUUGUUGGCGCUAGAAUCCAUUAGCUACUUAUCCUAGUGCAUUAGUCGUCAUCCAUCUGUUACGGUUGGAAAUAAUUAUUUAUAAUUUCCGUAUAGACGACUGGAAUUUUUAGCUAGCUAGGUUUUGAAAGGUUUUACAAAUGUCAAUGUAACAACCCCACGUCACCAGUCUCAAUUUAACAAACUUACUUAGUGUCCUUUGCCAGCAGCAGCAGAUCGAUCGUUUCAUCUGUACUCGUCUUUUUCCCGUGGCAAACAUGUACAGUAAUCAGUGAGCUUAAAAUAAUACUACUUAGCUAGCUAGUUAAUAAUGUAAUGUAAGGCUACUAUACGUAACAAUAGCAGUUUUGUCAGUUAUGGAUAUGAUAUUUAUGUUGUGAUGGGACAAUUUAAGGGAGUUUGACAUACCAGUUUUUUUUACUAAUAAAAUGUCAUCAGACCAUCUGCAAUGACUCGAUUCUAACCUGCGUUACUACUCAAUGAUUUGUUGAGAGGCAGGGUCAACGCUCUGCCUCCGGGGCCGAGUUGGCUGUAGCUAGGAGAUCACUGUGACUGACAGGUGCAUUCACCUGUUGCAGUCAUCGUUUGAGGUAGUGUGUUAUAUUCAACAGAGUAAACGGCCUGAAAAGUGUUUUAUCAACUUGUUGAAUUGCAAGAAAUUCACGUUUACUUUUUUGGUUGCGAAACUUUUUUUACAUUUCUAAUAGUAGAUACUCUUGCCUAUACCGACAGCCGGCAAACGUAUUGCUCUGUGGCGUAGUGAUUAAAGACAUAGCCUCUCAUGUGGGAGACCCGGGUUCAUCUCUUUUUAUUGCGGUGUGGCUGAACUAGGCUCCACUGGUUUCUUGUUCUUGUGGGUACUGUGUAGGUAUUUUUGUAGAUUGCUUAAAUACAUGGACGGAAUUUGUUUAAAUACUUGAUGGUUUCUCAAUUUUUGUUUGAGUUAACACUGCAACUGCUAGCGAAGAAGUCUGCUUCAAGUUAGCGAAUGGCACAAAUAUAUAUUGUCCUACAUAGAGAACAUCAUGGUUAUUAAAAGUUUCGGCUUCAAUGUCAGUGCCUACAAACUUAAUAUGGGAGAAAAUAUACCUCAAGGGUUGAGACAUUUUGCCUAACCAGGUAUGGCAACGGUGCAAACAUAGCAAACGCCAUUGCAUUAAAUGAGCAGUUCGACACAGGCUGCAUCUUCAAAUUGGUAAUAAGUGUAAAAUAAAAAAACACAAACUCAAUUUGUAUUCAGUUUAAUAGCACAUUAUGUAGGCUGUGAUGUCUCUUUUUAAGUGAAUUUAUCUACGCUGUUAACACCCAUGUUUUGAAAAAUCAUAACCGUAAAUACAAUGUUUGUCAAAGAAAUCGCGAUUCAAUAUUUUAUUCAAAUCGUGCAGCCCUAGUUGUCAGUUAUGCUCAGUUCCAACCUUUGGAAUUCUGACAGUCUGUCAGUCAGCGCCUGCUGAGUCAGUGUCUUUCUGGAUGGCGUCUCCACUCAGCACUGUGCUUUUUGAUGAGGUGCGGUAUGUCCACACUGCUGAUGAGCUGCAGGCAGUGGAGAGGGCAGCUAAAGGCAAGGCAGACAUUGUGCUAGGCCACGUCCAGGUGUUGGGCCUACCAGAGCACCGGGCGCUGAUGGAGACAGCAUUUGUUUACGGAGCCAAGUACCAGUUUGUCCUGACCACAGGAGGACCAGUUCUCAAGAACAUGGGGGUGGGGGAUCCUUGGUCUCUGGCAGCAGGCUUGUGGUUCCUGCACUGUAAGGGAGCCUUCCAGUCCCAGCACACUGAGCCCUGCCCACACACGGCCCUGAGAAGACCCCUCACCACCCUCCACAUCUACACCUUCCUCCAGCUCAUGGAAGCACCGCUGGUGACUGAGGCCUUUGUCGAGCCUUCAGAGGUGAAGGUGGUCCACAGCCACCUCCAGGUGCCCCUGCUCUUCCUGUUCUCCCAGCCCAACACGGUGGCCCUGGACCGGGUCACAGCCCAAACUCUAGCCUCCAGGCUGAGAGGUCAGGUGGGCCUAGUGCUCAUCCACAGGGAAAGUCCAGAUGUAAAAACCCCAGUAGAAUACAACGCUGCUUACAAACUACCAGGAAAAGCUUCAGAGGUGAAGUAUCUGACUUUGAACAACCUUGAGGAGGUUGUUGACCUGUUCAGAGAUGAGAGAGUUCUGAAGGAAGAGGUUGAAGAGGAUGAGGAGGAUGAAGUGGGCGAAAAUGAUUAUUGGGCCACUCUUGAUGUCCUGGAUGAUGAGGUGGCGGAGUCUGUUUACCGAGAUCGGGGUCAGACUCUGAACAUGGAUGCUCUCACAGAACUCACUGCUGACAGGUUCCACAGCGCAGUGGCAGCCAGUGAACACAUGGUGGUGCUAUUUUAUGUCAAAUGGGAUGCUGUGUCCAUGGCCUUCAUGCAGUCCUACAUAGAGGUGUCAAUAUCACUAGAAGCCGCUGAUGUCAGCAACAUGGAGCUGGCCGUGGUGGAUUGUGGGGAGUGGACGGACAUCUGUGACGCUCAACAGAUCAGCUCGUUCCCGACAGUCCGUCUGUACCGCCCACAGGAGCCUCCCCAGACCUACAGAGGCAUGUUGGGUACUGAGGGCCUGACUCGGUUCCUCAUGCUGAGUCGUGUGGUGUCCCCUGUUGUCCUGUCCUGUCCUGACGAGGUGGCAUCCUUCCUGGAGGGGGACCUGUACCAGCAGCAUGCAGCGGUCAGCCCUGUCUCAGUACUGGGCCUGUUCAGCUCCACAGCAGACCCAGGUGUUUCAGUGUUGAAGGAAGCAGCAAAUGCCCUCAGGGGAGAGACGAUAGUCGGAGUCUUUGCUGACAAACAGGCAGAAAGAUGGUACGAUGAUAAUGUAAAAGUGGUGGUUGUGUUGGAGGAGCAUGAAAAGGCUGUGGAGUAUUCAGUGGAGCUGCCUGCUAUACUGGUGUCCCGAGGUCCUGAAGGCCUAAUGGAGGCUCAUCCACUCCACCUGUCCACGCCAAACCAACUAGUCACUCACAUCCAGAAAGCACUACUGGAUUGUUUUCCAGAAUUGACGGUGGAGAACCUGCCCCAGUAUCUGGGGCUCAAGAAACCCCUCCUCCUACUGUUUGUUGGAGUGGAGGAGAUGGAGAGGAAGGAGAACAGGAGAGCACUUCAAGAGAUGAGGAGCCUGCUGAACUCUGGUCGGCUGAUACCCUACUUGCCUUGCUGGAUCCACCUGGGUCGUACCCCGGCAGGGAAGGCUGUCCUGGAAGCCUACCUGGGUUCCAUGCCCCUGCUUCCUGCAUUGGUGCUGUCGCAGCUGUCCACUGGAGGAGAGAUAUUCCACUACCCCGCUGGCAGCCCCCUAAUGGAACAGCCCAUUCUGCAUUGGCUGCAGAUGGUGGAGGGUGGGAAUGAACUACCUGCAGGUGUGAUCGGAAAAGAUAAAUGGGAGCCUCCUGUACCCUUCUAUGACUUCCUGGCAGUCAUGGACCAGGAAGUGCCCGGAUACGCUUCCCAGAGGAGCCCAAAGACUAAGAUGAGGCCAAGUGAGAGAGACGACAAGGAGGAAGCAGAGAAGAACAGAAGAGGAAUCCAUGGUAACGCGGACAGACGAGUCCGAGCCGGGGCACACAAACCCCAAGAGUCCACCAUGACCAAGCCCCCGGCACCUCACCAUCACACUGAGCUGUGAGCCCAGAAUGGGUGGAAUCUGGGAUUGUUAAAAUGACCUCUAACAUAGAAACUCACUGGAGCUGUUAAACAAAGAGUCCUCUAGGGGAUUUGAUUGACAUUGAGCUGCCCAAUUGUACUAUACCUACUUGCCAUCCCAAUAAAAUAUGUAAAUAUUGA
This is a messenger RNA of Esox lucius (northern pike), 5273 nucleotides long. It is a transcript of the gene txndc16, whose product is annotated as thioredoxin domain containing 16. Lineage: Eukaryota; Metazoa; Chordata; Actinopteri; Esociformes; Esocidae. The transcript has 16 exons. The coding region runs from base 2932 to 5115 and encodes 727 amino acids. The record is from RefSeq and is a predicted model, not a curated record.